Messenger RNA from Laccaria bicolor S238N-H82, 729 nucleotides. RefSeq lists its product as uncharacterized. The coding region runs from base 1 to 729 and encodes 242 amino acids. NCBI's taxonomy places the organism in Eukaryota, Fungi, Basidiomycota, Agaricomycetes, Agaricales, Hydnangiaceae. The record is from RefSeq and is a predicted model, not a curated record. The transcript is spliced from 10 exons.
AUGGCUCUAUGCUUUGUGCUUUUGAAUAACCUACUGCAGCCUAAGGAGGAACUUGAGGACCGGAAAGGCCACCAUUCAGAUACCGUCAAGGCCAAAUUCCAUCAGGAUGUGAAGGCCCACUGUGCUUUAAAAGGGGAGCCAGAAGACCAGAAAUACAUUAUCAAGGUGCUUGCUUACCCUCUCAGCAUCUUAUUGGUGAAUCUGAUGAUAAGUCCAUGGGGGUCAGCUCCUGCACUCGAUGACAAUGAUAUUGACAUCAAUGACUUCCUGAUUGGUUUUGUUGAGGACCCAUAUGAGGCUGAUGAUGAUAUUGACAUCAACGACUUCCCAAUAGGUCCUGUCAAAGAGCCAUAUGGGGCUGAUGAAGAUAUCGACGUCAACGACUUCCUGAUUGGUUGUGUUGAGCCACUUGCAUGUGGUGCUGAUGACAGCCCCAUGGAAGAUAUUGACCAUGCCUUUGAAGGUCAACAUCUUGAACCACAUUUUGCUGUUGCUGUCAAGGAAGAAUUGUGGGAUGAUAUUUCCCUUCUCAACUCAAUCCUCGACCUGCAAUAUCUCAAGCUUGAGGAUGAACUCAAGGACAUCAUGGUUUCAUCACACCUGCAGGUUGCAUCAGAGGCUGAGCUCUCUGUUGCUGGUAUAUCUCCUGGCUUGGUUGAUGAGGUGCUCUGGACUGAGACCGACCUCCUCACUGAUAAUGAUUCCAUAACAUUGAACCUGUACACCUAA